AUGCAAACUAUAAUACUUUUGAAGCAUACGCAACAUCUGGAAAGAAUUAUAAUUUACAAAUUCUUACAAUAUUGUCUUUCCACUGGAUUAAUAAAUAGUACAGUGUUUUACUUAACAAGUAGAAAGUGGAAGCAGAGACGAAAAAUUAUGACACCAACCUUCCACUUUAAUAUUAUUAAACAUUUUGUAGCCACUUUUAACGAGGAGGCACAGUAUCUUCUAAUAAUAGCAGAAAGGAUACUAUUUCACGAACAAACUAAAGGGAAAUAUUUACAAAAUGUUCAAGAAAUGGAUGAGAAUCAGAUUUUUUCCGAAGAAAGCGAUCAAAAUAAUAAGAAUCCGAUAUUCAAGAAAAGACUGGCUUUGUUAGACCUACUCAUAGCCGCUUCUCUGAAUGAUAAUCAACUCGAUGAAGAAGGAAUUCGAGAAGAAGUCGACAAUUUUAUGGCUGCGGGUUACUCCACUACGGCAACGGCGUUGUGCUUUGCUCUGUAUCUUAUUGCAAAGCACAAAGAUGUUCAGGUUAUAUUUUCUUUCGAAGUAUUUAACAAAUUUCGAUCAAAUGAGCCGUGUUAUACAUCUAUAAAUGAUUGUAAACUAACUAUUCAAAUGCUUCAAGAAUUUUCGUAUUUGGAAAGAUGUCUCAAAGAAUCACUACGUUUAUAUCCAAGCGUUCAUUUUAUAGCUCGAUAUAUAUCUCAUGGUCUGCAGCUGAAGAAAUAUUUAAUCCCAGCCGGAUCAAUAUGUAACGUAAACAUCUAUAGCUUGCACAGAAAUCCAAAUAUUUGGAAAAAUCCUGAUAUUUUCGAUGCGAAUAGAUUAUUACCAGCAAGUAAAAAAGGACGUAAUCCUUAUUCCUUCAUUCCAUUCAGUGCAGGAGCAAGAAACUGCAUCGAUAAAAAAUUCGCAAUGCUUGAACUCAAACUCUUGGUGCAACUCAAAAAUAUUGCACAAAUUCUAUUUGAAACCUAUAUCCACAAGAACUGA
Vespa crabro (European hornet) is the source of this 987-nucleotide messenger RNA. Its product is annotated as cytochrome P450 4c3-like. NCBI's taxonomy places the organism in Eukaryota, Metazoa, Arthropoda, Insecta, Hymenoptera, Vespidae. The coding region runs from base 1 to 987 and encodes 328 amino acids. The record is from RefSeq and is a predicted model, not a curated record. The transcript is spliced from 9 exons. Gene Ontology annotation, molecular function: monooxygenase activity; heme binding; iron ion binding.